UCUCGCACUGCUGUUUGGAUUCAGCAUCUCUCAACAUUGGACCUAAUUGUCCUUGCAUUUUUAAAUCUUAAUUUUUGAUUUUCUUAUUCCUCCUUCAAUAGCUAUAUCGUUUCCUCAAUUUGUUUUCCUGCUUAAACUAUAAGCAUUCAGGUCCCACACCGGAUAAACAAGAUGACCUACGAAAUUAAAAGUUUGGCUGGUCGCCAGCUGUUUUGGAAAACCCUUUUUGAAGAGAAGCAGUUGGCACCUCAACUUGCCACGCUAGCGACUGAUCAUGUCGAUGGCAUCACGUACGAUGACAUACCCAAGUACGGCACAUUGCACGUCAAAGUGGAAUCCGGCUCAACUUUGGGCGAUAAUUUCCAAAGCGACACCUUCAUUGUAACGGCACGGUUGAUGCAACGUGAUGGCGAAGACAUCCCAAAUAACUUAAGUACCUUUAUCAAGGUGCUGCCGUCGAAUUUCUUACUUCGGAAAUCAGUUCACGAAUCACGCGUCCAUCAUCGGGAAAUCAACAUGUAUCACCAUUUCUUCAAUUCACUGAGAGAAAUGCACGCCGAUCACCCGAUUCCGCUGGAUGUUCCCGAUGUUUACUACACCCAUAUUGAGGAAAUAGUCCCAGGAGAGACGGAUGGAUCAGGAAUUUGUACCCUCCUCGAGGAUCUCAAAGCUGAGGGUUAUCGUAUGGCCGAUAAAGUGGAAGGUGCCGAUUAUCGACACUGUCACAUGGCCCUGACUUCACUGGCCCAUUUCCACGCCUUGACGAUUAGUGCGGUGAGAAAGUGGAAGGAUCCGGCAACUGGCAAACUAUCCAAUAUUCCCCCGAUGGCCAAAUUUCUUGUCGAAGAAAAAACUAUGUACGAUGUGGGAAUCAUUAAAAUCAUUUCAGACUUUUCCGUGUCUAUCGUCGAUUUUCUAAAAGAUAUCAAAAGGCCCGAUCUAGUUGAGUGGGUGUCGAAAUUUACAUCUCAAAUGUCUGAGGUCGUCCUAGUCGAUACGUUGGAGAGCAGCGGCCCAUUGGCUUGUGUCGUUCACGGAGAUUAUUGGAACAACAACAUGUUGUUCAAAUACGCAGAUGGACUGACUAAUAUCCCAGUCUCACUGCGAAUGCUCGACUUUCAAAUCUCGAGGAUCGGCCAUCCACUCAGCGACGUCCUCUAUUUCCUGUACACGAGCACCUUGCCGGAAACGAGACAAAAGUACAUGCUGAUUUUGCUUCGUUACUAUUUCGACACGUUGACGGCCGAUUUGCGUUUGCUCGGCAUCCCCCUCGAAGAUUACAACUGGGAAGACUUUAUGGCCGAUUACAAGAAACGAUCCUUGAUGUGGAUGUUCAUGUCCACCAUGGUCGUUUCCAUGACUCAAAACAAAAAAGUUGUUACCAGUUUAAAGGAUUUGGAUGCUGAGGAACAACUAAAAGAUCCCAAACCAGAAGACGAGGUCGUGGAACCGCCAGUCAUUGGUGAAAGCGGAAUGAGCGUGGAAAUGGAGGAAACUUACAAGAACAUGAUGAAAACGUUCGUAUUGAGUGACAGUCCAAUUUUAUCGGACCGGAUUAUGAAACUCAUUGAAGAAGUUUACCAUCUAAAUAAUUAAUCGUUCGUUUUGGGGUAACCCUUGGUCAAGGGACUUUUAUUUUCUUUUGUUGGGACAAACCAUUUUAUUAGAUUAUUUUCUCAGCUUUUUAAAGAAAGGAUAAGAUAAUGGAAAUGACGAUGCAGUUUUAUAUUGUGUACCAAAUGUUCGGUGAGCUUAUACAUCACUUUCUCUUU
Daphnia pulex (common water flea) is the source of this 1772-nucleotide messenger RNA. RefSeq lists its product as uncharacterized. The record is from RefSeq and is a predicted model, not a curated record. NCBI's taxonomy places the organism in Eukaryota, Metazoa, Arthropoda, Branchiopoda, Diplostraca, Daphniidae. Bases 172 to 1596 code for a protein of 474 amino acids. The transcript is spliced from 5 exons.